This is a messenger RNA of Clonostachys rhizophaga, 1812 nucleotides long. NCBI's taxonomy places the organism in Eukaryota, Fungi, Ascomycota, Sordariomycetes, Hypocreales, Bionectriaceae. The record is from the annotation of a GenBank genome assembly.
AUGGAGUAUGAUGGUGAUGGGGCUUUGGCCCCUGUAGGUAGGCCCAAGAGAGCCUGUGAUCAAUGCAGCUAUCGCAAGGUCAAGUGCGAUGGACUUCAGCCUUGCUCGCGAUGCGCCAAAUCCCGGCUGGAUUGCUCCUCAAGCCGGUCGCGCCCUUUGAAGCCAUCGAAUGGGAGGCGUAUCCAAGCUUUGCGCAAUUCGAAUGCGCCUCGCGUAGAUGCUGGCAGCUCCUUGACAGUCCCGGAACAACGUUAUGCUUUGGAGUCGCCGGACUCAGAUCGGCCGGUAGUCAACGACUAUGCAGCAUCGAACUCCAGUCAUAGCCCUGCUAGCAUCAGAGAUAAUCAUGGAAAUAGUCAGUGGGUGAGUCCUCGGCAAGAUCAUGCACCUCAACAUGGCCGUCCAUUUUUGAGUCCUGAUAUGGCACUGGCGGACCGCAACCAGCCAGGAGAUUGGCGUCGGCUGGAGGACAUGAGCACCACGCCCCGGGAUGCAGAAUCCCCCACAGACCCUAGCUCUUACAUGACACUCGACGAAGCAGAAGUCAUGUCCUGGGUUGAAGUUUUCUUUGAUCGUCUGUAUUCCACUGUCCCAGUGGUUGACCGUGCUGAGCUGGGCCGUGACCUCAUGGCCCAGAGACACCAACAUGAUCUUCAGUUCCGAGCAAUGAUCUACUCUCUUUGUGCUUUCGCAAUGAUGCAGCCAGUCCAUGAGAAUGAGCUGGGCUUCAUAUCAUCGCGAGAAUCCAGGGCCAAACAACUGCUUCAUUCGGCUGCUCGCGCGAGGGCUUCAUAUGACUUUGCCGAGAAUCCGAAUCUCGUCAUCAUCAUCACAAGCUUCUUCAUGUUUGCCACCCUGUUCAACCUGCGCAUGCAGAAUUCAUCGUGGAUACAGCUUAGAGAAGCAGUCGAAUGCGGUCGAUUAAUCGGUCUGCAUCGUCCAGAGUCAUAUGAAGGCCUAACACCCCGCCAAAUCAGUCACAGACUUCGAGUCUACCUUGUGCUUUCCGUUACAGAGAGAUCAGUGGCACUGCAGCGGAAUCAUUACAUUAGCUUUACAGGCCAGCCACUUCAGGAUCUGCAUAAUUACCACGUUUCGCUACGCGCCGCAAGUGUCAAAGAGCUUUCCGGCGUUGUCAUUUUUGACUCACGAAUGGCUUCUGCCACGGUAGGAUUGCUGCGACUCAGCAAAUUAUGCAGCGCCGUUGACGAACGUGUCAUCUCAUGCUGGAACUCCAGCUGCUCUUCCGGCCGACAGGCAUGCACCAAAGUCACGAUCGAACAGGCGGUCCAGGUCUUCAACAGCAUAGAGAGUGCGGCUGCGCCUAGCGAAGACCCCAACGAUCCGGAAAACAUCCUUUCAGCCCGCAUAUUAGAGGAUCGCGCUGCACACGAGGGUGUUGAGAUAUUGACCCAGGGGCAAGUCAUUGACAUCAGUAUAUUACGGUUCUGGCUCACUACAAGAUUAUGGGUGUCCUGCCUCACACACGAUCUGCUGGAUGAAACUUCCCCGCACGAAAACUUGAGACCCUCUUAUAUGGUUCACAUCGCGAGACAGGCCCUGGACAUUGCCAACAUUUGUGGUGAAGAUCGACUGGCAACCCAUGGCAUUGGGAUCAUUGAAAGAAUAUAUGAUAUUGGCAUGGGGGUAAUCAUGGCAUUGCAGCACUGCGUUGCUGACCCGGCGUCUGCACCGCUCAUCCCGGACUUUGAGCAAUUGCUCCAAAGGUUUUUCCAUUUCCUUCGCGCAACGAGGGGUGGAAACCAUCCAUUCUAUCAGGCGCUCAAGAAGGCAUUUGAUUCUGUGCAAUGA